CAUCUAUCCAACUGCAGCCGGAAAGACCUCCUAAUCCAACACAAGAUCUCAAGAACUCAUAGAUAUAGAUCCUCAGUACCUAGCGUCGUACAAACCAACUUUUUCGCACAAAAAAAAACGACUGUCUCUGAACUCGAAAAGAUGGCACCAGGAAUCCGAUUGACCCGAUCGCAUAUCAGCACUAUCCACGCAGCCCUAAACCCUUUCCACCCCUCAACCUCCCGCUCUCCUCUCCUCCUCCUCUCCCUCCUCUCCACACCCAAGAACACCACCUCCCAGCCCAGCCCGACUAUCAAAGGUUCUCCAUCAGACAAUGUCAACGUGACCGUCUCCAUCCUCCCUAAGAGCGCGAAACGGGCGGAAGUCACCGUGGGGUAUGUGGACGGGAAGGUAGAGAGGAUCCCUAUCGAGGCCGAGGUCGAAACUUCCUCAACGACGACAACGGGCACGGGAAAAGUCUACCCGAGAAGAGCUCGGAAAGAGGCCGAAGCGAUCUCGUUAGACAAAUUGGUCGAGCGGGUGGAUGGAUGGGCUAGGAGUUUGAAGUUGAAGGACGAUGGGAGCGCAUAGCCUUUGGGAAGGAUGUAGCUGGAGCGUGGGGUAUCGUGAAGGGUCGGUGAGAUGGACUCUGAUGGUUCGGGUACCGGGCGGCACAGGGGCAAGGAUCUAUGGAUGUGAUGAAGAGAGUCCACAGAGCAGGAGCGUGGGAUUACUCGGCGGCGUCAUGAAGAGGCGGUUCGACACGAGGAAAGCUUGUCUAUGAUUGAUGGAUCACCUCGGCCGCAUCGCCGGGAAGACGUGACAUGUCCCAGGACCGGGGUUGAAAUGGUGGGGUAGGGCGCUGCAGUAUCGGACGUCGUAUCAUAUCUUAUUUGUACUUCUUAUAUGUGGAAGACCAUCCAAUCAUAUGUCGACCAGGGAACGAACUUGUGAUUGGGCAAGGCUUGCGUACGAACGAACAUGGUCAUAGCGAAGGA
This is a messenger RNA of Filobasidium floriforme, 977 nucleotides long. RefSeq lists its product as uncharacterized. Lineage: Eukaryota; Fungi; Basidiomycota; Tremellomycetes; Filobasidiales; Filobasidiaceae. The transcript is spliced from 2 exons. The record is from RefSeq and is a predicted model, not a curated record. The coding region runs from base 142 to 570 and encodes 142 amino acids.